AGAAGUGAUAUUUCGAAUCGAUAUAAUCAGGAAAAAAUGGAUAGUGCCCACCAAGUGUUCGACAAAAGUUCACAAUACCAUAAUUCACGAUUUUGGGUUUCUUUGUGGAAGAAUUUUCGCGCUCAAUUCUUAACAGAUCACGUGACCCUCACGUCAACAAACCAACUAACUCUUGACCCAUAGAUUCUUCUCUUCCACGCUUCCUCAUUUUCUCUCUCUUUGCUUUUUAUAUUUUCUCGAGAAAAUCAAGAAAGAAAAUCGCCAUUGUUGCUUUCUCGGAGAAAUCAGUCAACGAAAUCAUGGAGAUGGAUUCAUCAGAGGUUCAAGAAGUGGAGAAACUCGAAGAAAUUGAUCCAGAUCUCUCAGACUCGAAUACAGAGGAAUCUGAAGAGGAGAUACUCAACGAAACUUCUGUUUCAGCUCUUGAUAUGAUACUAAAGUCUCUGUGGAACAUUAGAGUUUUCUUAAGCACUUUGUUGAUGGAUUAUGUUCAAGAAGCAAAUCAGAGCCUCACAAAUGAUGAAUCUGUUCCUCUAGAAGACAUUCUUCGUAUUUUUCUACUCAACAAUCUCAGUCUCACUCAUCCUCUGGAAGAAAACGGUGUUUCUAAACUGUUUCUAAACGUCUUGGAGCUUAUCCCUCGCUGGAAUUCACACUUUGAAGUGAACGAAGUCGCGAAAACGAUUUGCAUUAGAUGCAAGACUGAUAUGGCAUAUUCAGGUGAAAGGUCUUAUGGUAUUAUCAUCAAUGCUAAUUCACUCAGAGUAUUCAAGUCUGCAUUCAAGGAUUUUGCAUUUGAGAAUAUCCUUAAGGCCAUCAGGAUCAAUGUAAAGAGGCUUUGUGAUAAGGAAGGAUGUGAGAAACGAAACUACGUCGAUACUAUGAUAAGUAACCUUCCAUCUGCUUUUAUUGUUGCACUUCAGUGGGAGAACAAUGAGACCGAAAAAGAGAUUUUGGACACAGCUUCUGUUCUGGCGACUGAAAUAGAUAUUAGUGCCAUAUACCGAUACGAAGGCGACAGUGCGUUUACCAAAUACCGUCUUGUCUCAAUGGUUUGGUCGCAUGGAGAUCUAUACAACUGUGUAGCUUAUGAAAAUAAUAGAUGGGUCAGACAUUUUUGUUCUGAGAUGGAGGUUAUUGGAGACUGGGAUGGUGUUCUCAGCAGUUUUCGAGAACUGCAUAUUCGACCUGAGAUUCUAUUCUUUGAAAACGCUAUGCCGAGGGACCAGAUGUUUUCCGAGCAGGGAUCUGAAGACUGAAUAGAAGCUUUUUCAAUGGUGUAGGAAAGGGAUUCAUGUAUGAAGUCAAAAGCUUUUUAGGAGUUAGUAUAGAUUUUGAUUGUGAACAGAUUUUUCUGUGUUUUCUUCAGCCCAAAUUUAGCACCAUGAUUGUUAUGAUCAUUGAAUAGUAGAUACUUAGAUACCAUUUUACCAAGUUCAACACUUGUAUGUAGAUACUAUCC
This is a messenger RNA of Arabidopsis lyrata subsp. lyrata, 1462 nucleotides long. RefSeq lists its product as uncharacterized. Gene Ontology annotation, molecular function: cysteine-type deubiquitinase activity. Gene Ontology annotation, biological process: protein deubiquitination. The transcript is spliced from 9 exons. NCBI's taxonomy places the organism in Eukaryota, Viridiplantae, Streptophyta, Magnoliopsida, Brassicales, Brassicaceae. The record is from RefSeq and is a predicted model, not a curated record. The coding region runs from base 300 to 1259 and encodes 319 amino acids.